GAUCACAUGGAAAACAGCAGAUAUUCUGCAGUGUUUGAAUGUCAAUCUAUAGGAUGGUUAUUUCGAAUUAAAUAACAUAUUUUUACCGAUCUAUGCUACAAUUUUCAGAAUAAAAAUCUUGAGGUGAAAGGAAGGAUUCCUUGGUUUAGUAACAAGAGUCACACAAGUACAGCUAAUUUAUCACAUUGAAAUCAUAUAUAUGCCGUAUCUACGUUCGUGAUCUUCUGUUUAACUUUCCAGACAUACAUUUCUAGUCUAACAUUAUUUUCUCGUCAACUACUGAUGUCACUCAUCUCUAUUUUCAAAGUUUUCCUUCAAACAAUCAGUCUGAAUAGCUCGCCUAUAUCAUUUCCUUUCUUCCCAUUCCUUCUCUUAGCCAGAAAUGGAGUCCUGGCUUUCUAAACAGUCUGCUUUUCUUCCUCUUUUCUUCAUUAAGUUCUUGGUUUUCGUCGAGCUUCCUGUGUCUUUAUGCGCCAAUGAUUGGUAUUCGAGUUGUAGUAAUCAGUUCAACUGUGGGAAGAUCACGAACGUGGGCUAUCCAUUCUGGGGAGAUGGCAGACCGGAUGCGUGUGGCCAUCCAGAUCUAAAGCUCAAUUGUGCAAAAGAUAUCACCACCAUAGAAAUUAAGAACCUGACAUACCGGGUUUUGGCUGUCAAUGAAAGUACCAAAAUCCUCAAAAUUGUGAGGGAGGACUACUGGGGUGGAAUUUGUUCGCCACGCCUCGAGAAUACUUCCCUAGAUCCCGACCUUUUUUAUUAUGGCCCUGGCUACAGUGACAUUACCUUGAGCUAUGGCUGUCCUCUCCCAGUACUGUCCACUUGCGCCAUUAACGGGUUUAAUAAUACGGGUGUGAUCGUACAAAUUGGAGCUCAAGGCCCUGGGUUAUGUACUGCAAGCGUGGUUUUUCCUGUUGGUAUUCUAACUUCUUCAAUUUAUAGUGCUCUUCAGAAUCUGGCACUAAUUGAAGCAGCCAUCAAAGGAGGCUUUGAUGUGAAAUGGAAGGAAGAUACUGCAGCUUGUAGUGCCUGCACUGAGUCUAAGGGAGUUUGUGGUUAUGACGUGAUCAGUAAAACUAGAACUACUUGCUAUUGCCCAGAUCAAUCUUCUGGCUUAACGUGUUCUUCCUCGCCUGCUGGAUCUCCCCAGGUACCUUCAACUGAAACAGACGACAAAAGCAAAAGUAGUGACACAUCACUGGUAGUAGGCCUUGGCGUAGGAGGUGCUGGGAUUGUUGGCCUUUUACUAGGUUUCUGGAUCUUUUCCAUCAUGAGACGAAGGAAGAGACUUGCCAAUGAAUCUAAAAGCAAAGACCUGUCUACACCUCCUUCAACCAAAGGCGUUCCUGCUCCUUCAAUUAAUUUUUCUCAAAGCACCCCAUCUUAUCCCUUCUUAAAAUCGGAUCUUGAAAAGGGAAGCACGUACUUUGGAGCUCAUAUCUUCAGCUAUGAGGAACUGGAAGAAGCCACUGACAAUUUUGAUUCUUCUAGAGUACUUGGAGAUGGAGGCUUUGGCAAAGUUUACUAUGGCAAGCUCCGUGAUGGGCGGGUAGUUGCAGUGAAGCGCCUAUAUGAAAACAAUUUCAAACGUGUUGAGCAGUUCAAGACUGAAGUUGCAAUCCUAACUCGUUUACGGCACCAAAAUCUUGUCACCCUGUACGGGUGCACCUCAAAGAGUAGCCAAGAACUUCUCCUUGUUUAUGAAUACAUUCCUAAUGGAACUGUCGCUGAUCACCUCAAUGGAAGCAGGUCAAACUCCAGUUUGCUGACUUGGCCCAUUCGGUUAAGCAUAGCCAUAGAGUCAGCUGGUGCAUUGGCCUACCUUCAUGCGUCAGAUGUUAUACACCGUGAUGUCAAAACCAACAACAUUCUCCUAGAUGAGAAUUUCUGUGUGAAAGUGGCUGAUUUUGGUUUGUCGCGACUGUUCCCAACAGAUGUCACCCACAUCUCGACGGCUCCACAAGGGACGCCUGGUUACGUUGAUCCUGAGUAUUACCAGUGCUACCAACUCACUGACAAAAGUGAUGUUUAUAGCUUUGGAGUGGUCUUGAUUGAGCUUAUAUCAUCAUUACGAGCCGUCGACACCAAUAGACAACGACAAAACAUAAACUUGGCUAAUAUGGCUAUCAGCAAGAUUCAGGAUCAUGCAUUACAUGAGUUGGUCGAUCCAUUUCUUGGGUUUGAAAAGGAUUACACCAUAAGGAGGAUGACAACCUCAGUUGCAGGACUGGCUUUUCGGUGCUUGCAGCAGGAUAGGGAUAUGCGGCCCAGCAUGGAUGAAGUACUGGAGGAUUUGAGGAGGAUCCAGAAUGAAGAGAUGGGAGUCCAGAAAGCAGAAGUGGUGGAUAUUAGUGCGGAUGAUGUUGGACUUUUGAUGAAUUUUCCUCCCCCACUCUCACCUGAUUUGGUUGUGACUGAUAAAUUGGUUAGCAUCUCUACUACGCCAAACUCAUUCUAGCAGUUGAGAUUUCGUAAUCUUUAUUUGCUUAAACUCAAAAAGUUGACGGUAAAAGUAAUUGAAUAUCUGUAGUAGGGUGUCAAUGAGUGGGUCAGUGUUUCGUUAUCUGCACUAUUGGUUGGUUUUGUUUUGUUUUUUCUUAAUAUGAGAUAGGUGAAGGAAUUUCAGAUGCUUGUUGGGCAAUGUACAUGGUAAAUGGAGCUGUGAACAACGAAAUUUUUAACUCAUUUUGGUGUGUAUUAAUUUAAUAACAUGCUUUGAUAAUAUGCUUCAAUAUGAGACUUGGAAGUUUACUUAGUUUGGAUUUAUGGCUAGGAAAGAGAUUUAACUUGUUUUCGUGAAUCUUUCAACCCCAUUUAAAAUUUCUCUGUAGUCCUUUUGUGUCUGCCUAGCAUUUGGUCAAAUGAUCAAUUGGAAAGAUUUUGAUAAUAUACUUGGUACAACUUCUAAGAUCUCAUUUUCUCUUGAUCUUUCUUUG
This is a messenger RNA of Juglans regia (Persian walnut), 2933 nucleotides long. Its product is annotated as LEAF RUST 10 DISEASE-RESISTANCE LOCUS RECEPTOR-LIKE PROTEIN KINASE-like 1.4. The record is from RefSeq and is a predicted model, not a curated record. Gene Ontology annotation, biological process: protein phosphorylation. The transcript has 4 exons. Gene Ontology annotation, molecular function: ATP binding; protein kinase activity; polysaccharide binding. Bases 383 to 2455 code for a protein of 690 amino acids. NCBI's taxonomy places the organism in Eukaryota, Viridiplantae, Streptophyta, Magnoliopsida, Fagales, Juglandaceae.